AUGGCCGAUACACCCAAGGUCGCGUCUGCAUCGGAGCUGGUGAGCUUCCCAUCAAUCGCGGUCUGCAUCCUACUAGCUCUCGUCUCGAUUCUGUUCUGGCGCUUUUUUCUGAGCCCUAUCUCCAAUGUUCCGGGCCCCAAGUGGGCAUCUCUCACGCGAUUAUGGCACAUGUAUCAGAUAUGGACAGGCCAUCAGAACCUCACUAUACUGGAGCUUCACAAGGAGCAUGGCCAUUUCGUCCGCAUAGCGCCGAACGAAGUCAGCGUGACGCACCCUGAGGUUAUAAAGAAAAUGAUACUCACCCCUCAACUAAAGGGCCACUGGUACAAAAUGAUGAGAUUUCCCGACUGGAGAUUUCGUACAGCUAUGUCCGUCCUGGAUCCAAAAGGCAAAGUCGAAAUAUCGAAGCAGUUGGCAUCGGCAUACGCAAUGAGUAACGUAAUCAAAUCUGAGGGCCACAUUACAGCCCUCAUCGGACGCCUUCUGGAGUGGCUGGACAAGUUCGCAGAGAGUGGCAAGCCGAUGGACCUGUCGCAGUUCUUCACCUUCACUGCAUUCGAUGUCGUCGGGGAAGUGGUGUUUUCCAAACCCUUCGGUUUCAUCGAACAGGGAAUCGACAUCGACGAUUGCAUAUCCCAGACGCUGAAGUUCGAGAGCUAUAUCUCCAUCGCCGGGUUUGCCCAGUGGCUGCAUAAUCUGCUGGUGGCCAACCCUUUCAUCACGUGGCUCGAUAUCAUGCCUACGAACUAUCUUGCUAAGACAUCGGACGCGGCCCUACAUGAGCGCAAGAAGAACCAGGACGCACGCUUCGAUUUCGUGGCGCACUGGCUCAAGUCUCACGAGCAGAACCCUGACAAGCUUUCUUACCGUGAUCUCCAGUCUGCCGUCAUGGCUAAUGUUGGUGCCGGUUCGGAUACGGUCUCAUGCACUCUGCAGUCCACCGUCUAUCACAUGAUACGACACCCCGAUGCUUGGCAGCGUGCCCGGGAGGAAAUAGACCAAGCUAGAGAAAAGGAUGGGAUCUGCCGCGACCGCGUAGUUUCCUACGCCGAUGCACAGAGACUGCCUUACCUACAAGCCUGCUUUAAGGAGGCUCUGCGGAUCUUCCACCCCGUCUCUAUGGGGACACCCAGGGUCGUUCCCAAGGGCGGGAUCACCAUCGCCGACCGAUCCUUCCCAGCUGGGACUACGCUGUCGCUCAACACCUUUAGUAUGAACCUGUCGAAGGACGUCUGGGGGCCUGAUGCCCGGGAAUACAAGCCUGAGCGGUGGAUGGUUGAGGACACAAGUGCACUCGACAAGAAUUUCCUGCCGUUCUCAGGGGGUAUCGGAGCGUGUGUUGGGCAGCAUUUGGCCAGGAUUGAGAUAUUCAAAAUUCUGGCUACCAUCAUUCGGGAUUAUGACAUCGAGCUGGCUCGGCCAGAUCAGGAAUGGAAGUACUAUGCUUAUUUCACGGUGGUACCUGGUGAUUGGCCGGUGUAUGUUCAGAAGCGAGCUCUCUGA
Messenger RNA from Neoarthrinium moseri, 1503 nucleotides. RefSeq lists its product as uncharacterized. The record is from RefSeq and is a predicted model, not a curated record. Lineage: Eukaryota; Fungi; Ascomycota; Sordariomycetes; Amphisphaeriales; Apiosporaceae. Gene Ontology annotation, molecular function: iron ion binding; oxidoreductase activity, acting on paired donors, with incorporation or reduction of molecular oxygen; monooxygenase activity. The coding region runs from base 1 to 1503 and encodes 500 amino acids. The transcript has 7 exons.